This is a messenger RNA of Eruca vesicaria subsp. sativa (arugula), 645 nucleotides long. The record is from the annotation of a GenBank genome assembly. Lineage: Eukaryota; Viridiplantae; Streptophyta; Magnoliopsida; Brassicales; Brassicaceae.
AAAAUCAAUUUCCAUCUCUAUCUCUCCAAAGAAGAAGAUGAAGCAACCUACGUUACCAAACGCCGCGGCGACGGAAGAAACCAAACCAGAACAAAACCAAACCGGAGCAAAGCAGAAAUCCAAGAAAUUCCCAACUGCAACGGAGCUAAUCUCACACUACCAGAAACAAGGAGGACUCGAAGCAGCUGAAGCCUCGGUUAAAGUCAUCGAAGACCUACAGAACGCGCUCGUCCGAGUCGCUUCCUCCUCGAAGAACGCCUCAAGUAAGAACAAGCUUGUCGCUGACGGGAGAAAAAUCGACGCCAUUAGUGGAAGGCUCGCAGUCGUGGACGCCAAGUUGGAGACGAAGCCUGGAUACGUCGAGACUUUUGUGUUAGGGUUAGCUUCUGGUGCUGCGCUUAACGGAGUUAGCGCCGUUUGGCCUCAUGUUGCUAGAGGGAUUGGUCAGGUUUGGUCUGCUGUUAAGAGUGGGACAGAUCCGUCUUAAAAUGUUAGAACAGUGAUUCGGUUCCUUAUGAGUCUUUUGUUUCUUGUGCUGUGUUAGGUAAUUUUAAAUCGUUAUUGUUGGAACAUAAUCUGAUUAAAAGUUGAGACUCGUAAAAGUUAGCUUUUUUGUUAUCAUAUUUAUUUACUGUUGUUCCUGGU